Molecule: messenger RNA, 3707 nt
Organism: Rana temporaria (common frog)
Lineage: Eukaryota; Metazoa; Chordata; Amphibia; Anura; Ranidae
Gene: NFIC
Product: nuclear factor I C
Exons: 12
Coding region: 434-1963 (509 amino acids)
Biological process (GO): regulation of transcription by RNA polymerase II
Cellular component (GO): nucleus
Molecular function (GO): RNA polymerase II cis-regulatory region sequence-specific DNA binding; DNA-binding transcription factor activity, RNA polymerase II-specific
Source: RefSeq, a predicted model, not a curated record
CCCCUUCCUUCCCACACAUACACACUCUCUCUCUCUCUCUCUCUCUUUUAUGUCUUUUUUUUAUGCUAUCGUUCCUCUGCUCAUUUUCCUAAAGGAGCACAAUUCACAAGUUGCCUUUUAUCUCCUUGUCGGGAAGCCCUGAAUUUUGAGUUGGGGGUUAAAGGAGGUAACCAGUUUAAUUUUUUUUUUUUUUUAACGCAAGACCUCCUUUCUCUAUCCCAGUUUGGAAUUUCCAAAGCAAGCUUUAUCGAUUUUUUUUUUUUAUUUUUUUUUUUUUUAAUGUGUAUUUUUCAGGAUUAUUUUUAUUUUUGGGGGGGGAGACAGAAAGUUGGAUGUGGGAUCUUACAAGGAGAAGAGAACGUCCAGCAGCUGCCUUUGAUUCAGUAACUUUGUGUAUAUAGCAGUGGAAUAUACAAGGAUACCCUGUACAGUCAUGUAUGCAUCACCUUUAUGUCUGACCCAGGAUGAAUUUCACCCCUUCAUUGAAGCUCUACUUCCUUAUGUUCGAGCAUUUGCCUACACCUGGUUCAACCUUCAGGCUAGGAAAAGAAAGUAUUUUAAAAAACAUGAGAAAAAAAUGACUAAAGAGGAAGAACGAGGUGUAAAAGAUGAACUGCUAAAUGAGAAGGCUGAGGUUAAGCAGAAGUGGGCAUCCCGGCUUUUAGCAAAGCUUCGCAAGGAUAUAAGACCAGAAUUUCGUGAGGAUUUUGUGCUAUCUAUAACUGGCAAAAAGGCUGCUACUUGUGUUCUCUCCAACCCAGACCAGAAAGGAAAGAUUCGGAGGAUCGACUGCCUUCGACAGGCAGAUAAAGUGUGGAGGUUGGAUCUUGUGAUGGUGAUCCUUUUCAAGGGCAUUCCAUUGGAAAGUACAGAUGGCGAGAGACUGGUGAAGGCUGCACACUGUUCUAACCCACAGUUAUGUGUUCAACCGCACCAUAUCAGCGUGUCUGUUAAAGAGCUAGACCUGUACUUGGCCUACUUCAUCCGAGAAAGAGAUGCUGAACAGGACAGCAGCCCUCGUACAGUUAUCGGCUCUGACAUAGAGGACACUAAACCUAUCAAUUUGGAUAUGACAGAUUUCCAAGAGAGUUUUGUCACUUCUGGUGUUUUCAGCGUCACAGAAUUAAUUCAAGUGUCGAGAAUCCCAGUUGUGUCUGGAACAGGCCCCAAUUUCUCUCUAGGAGAGCUACAGGGACACCUGGCUUAUGAUUUAAACCCUGCGGGAACUGGCAUGAGAAGGACCCUCCCUAGCACAUCAUCAAGUGGGAGUAAAAGACACAAGUCUGGCUCCCUGGAAGAUGAUGUAGACACAAGCCCUGGGGGAGAGUACUACACAUCUCCAUCUUCUCCAACUGGGAGCAGCCGAAACUGGACUGAGGACAUGGAAGGAGGAAUGUCUCCAACUGUGAAAAAAUCUGAAUUGGAUAAAUCACCAUUUCACAGUCCAUCUCCUCAAGACACAUCCCCAAGAAUCAGUGGCUUUACUCAGCAUCACAGGCCGGUCAUAGCUGUGCACAGUGGUCUGGCCCGCAGUCCCCAUACCUCCACAACAUUACACUUCCCACCUUCCUCCCUACUUCCUCAGGCUGCCUCCACUUACUUUCCACACACAGCAAUCCGCUAUCCUCCUCACCUUAACCCUCAGGAUCCCCUGAAAGACUUGGUAUCCCUUGCCUGUGACCCGUCCACCCAGCAACCUGGCCCGCUGAAUGGGAGCGGCCAGGUGAAGGUUUCAAGUCACUAUAUCUCCACGCAGAUGCUGGCCCCACCUCCUCCUGGAAUGCCCCGUCUUGCAUUGCCCUCCGACACCAAAUCUACUACUGCAUCUGAUGGGGGUACCUCUUCACCCACUUCUCCAACGUAUUCUGCACCUAGCACGCCUCCCGCAAACCGAUUUGUAGGACUGGGUCCACGGGACCCUGGCAGCAUUUAUCAGCCACAGUUUGAUGUGUAUUAUAUGUGACGUUACAUAUCACAGAGACCGGUAUUGUGUCCUGGUACCUGGGAUAACAACCUACCUCUCAUCUACCGGAACCAUCAAAAAAGAAAAUGAGGUUUUCUUCAUAGGUCCAAGUCCAUAUUGAUAAAAUCACGUUUUUAAUAAAAAAAAUGCUGUUACCACAAUGGAGAAGUCCUCAAAAACCUGCAGCUGUUAGCUCGAGAUAUAAGAUAAUUACCCAUAUUCUGGUGGACCCUUCUCUUCAGAAAAAGGAACAGGGCUAUUGUUUAAUCUCCUUUUAUUCAUAAUUCCACUCACAAAAGAGUUGACCAUCCAACCAGCAAGAAGGAAGAAGAACAAUAAUCUUCCUGCGGGGAUAUAAAUAUUCUAGAAAUAAUAUAAUUUCAUUAUAUAGCUCUGCUUUAUCCCAUAAAUGUUUAACCUGUUUUUGCCUGGAGGACUUUAGCUAUGACAGAUAGGCAUUAAUCAGAUACUCACAAAUGUUGUGAUAAGCACCUUAGCCUUCUACCUGGGCCUUGUCUGUAACUUCAGGUACAUAUUGAUCCAGACACAUGCUCAAGUUUGUUAGUCUGUACUUCUUGAAAAACCUGUAUCAUAAUGAAUCAUUUUUGUAGAUAUAUCUGUGUGCAUAAUGCAGUAUGUGUAGACAAAAUAUAUUUCUACAGUGCCUUGCAAAAGUACUAAUUCUUUUUUUGCAAGACAUUGUACAGUUGUCUUCUUCACACAACACAUUAUACAAACAAAUAUUAAAACAUAUACAGAGAUGGCAAAUUCUGCAAUGUCUUGAAUAACAAAUCCUAAACUGAAAAUUUGUUUGGUAAAAUAUAUACACACACAUUUAUACAUCCUAUACAUAUAUAUAUGGCUGCGCUUCACAGAAACAUCAGUCACAAUAAAGCUGCUAAUUGAUAUAUAUGCCUAUAUAAUAUAUAUAUAUAUAUGGUCCGGAUAGAUCUAUGAGUACGGUAUCUCACUGUCCUGAUUUAUUGCCAACCACUUGCAGGCCCCAGACUCAAUUUUCUAUUAUUUGCUGUGUGCCUCUUCAACAGUGUUUCUCUCUAUCUAUCUUAUUAACCAGCAAAUGGUUUAUAAAUAUGACCUAAUGUCAGAUACAAAUAUCACAUGGAACAAAAGUUUAGUGUAGGAUUUGGUAUUCAGUAAUGAGGAAACUGUCAAAUGAUCUGAAGGGCACUGUAUGAAUCAUGUGUCUGUGUGUGCAUGGUGUGUGUGUACAUAUAUAUAUAUAUAUAUAUAUAUAUAUGCACACACCAUACACAAUACAAAUUGUACAGCGCAACAGAUACCUUGAAGGAUUAGGUGAAUUAAAUUUGUUUAUUGCACAUUAUUGCUAAUUUUUAUGUAUUGUACACUUCAUCAGAUUUAUAUGUACAGUAUAUUCAUAGGUUGUGUGUUGACAUCUGUAUGAAGAUACAUUCAGUGUACAGGCUGUGGCAGGCACUGCAAGUAUAUGUACAUAAUUUGAAUAAGUGUCACUUAUUCACACAUGCAGCGCUAUUGUAUAUAUGUUUUCCCAUGGAAUGGCCUUUGCGUCAAGCUACACAUAUAGUAAUUUACAAAGGUGACAACUUUUAAAACAAGAGAAAAGCCUGAAAUAUAUGUACAAUUGAAAAUGUCCCCACAGUGUUUUCAAAACAGCAGCCACCAACCUACUUUUAAUACUAUUCUACAGCCUGUUGUCCACCUGUCUAGUGUGUGCAAUAUUCAUGCAAUCUAACCAAAAAAAAAA